Molecule: messenger RNA, 3683 nt
Organism: Propithecus coquereli (Coquerel's sifaka)
Lineage: Eukaryota; Metazoa; Chordata; Mammalia; Primates; Indriidae
Gene: ITPRIPL2
Product: inositol 1,4,5-trisphosphate receptor interacting protein-like 2
Exons: 1
Coding region: 74-1687 (537 amino acids)
Source: RefSeq, a predicted model, not a curated record
GCAUGCUGGGCCGGGGGCGCCGCCGGGGCUCGCGCCCUGGGCUGCUCGGCCGCCGCGGCCCCGGGCGCCCGGCAUGUCUGUGCACUACACGCUCAAUCUGCGCGUCUUCUGGCCCCUGGUGACCGGCCUGUGCACCGCCCUCGUGUGCCUCUACCAUGUCCUGCGGGGAAGCGGGGGCGCCCGGGCCGAGGCCCCCGACGGCGCGGACGGCGGCUUCCCACUACUCAAAGCGGCUGCCUUGCUCCUCCUCGGCUAUGUCCUCCUGCGCUGUCGCCACGCUGUCCGGCAGCGCUUUCUUCCUGCGUCUCCCCGUAUGGGGGUCCACUCCGCCUUCUCGCCAAGACCCUUGCGAGAGCCAGGCCUCAGCGUCUUGCUGGAGAGUUACUACGAGCACGAGGUGCGCCUGUCUCCGCACGUGCUGGGCCACAGCAAGGCGCACGUGAGCCGGAUCGUGGGCGAGCUGGUGCGGGCUGGCCGUGCCCGGGGGUCCCCAGGCCCCAUCCCAGGGGGAGCGCUGGCCUUGGCCUUCCGCGGAGACUUCAUCCAGGUGGGCAGCGCCUAUGAGCAGCAUAAAAUCCGCCGGCCCGACGGCUUUGACGUGCUGGUGCCGCUGCGUCUCCCGCCACUGGUGGCGCUGGAGCCACGGAGCCUGGGGGGCGAGCCAGGGCUGGCCCCCGCGUUCAGCGGCUGCUUCGUUUGUGCCCUCAAGGCACCACCCUCGCCAUCACCGUCGGGGACCUCAGGGGGCCACUGGCUUAAGGAGUGCAAGCCCUUCGCUGAUGGCUUCUGCGUGGAUGUGCGUGGGCGGCGCCACCUCUCUGCCACUCUGGUGCUGCGCUGGUUCCAGUCGCACUUGCAGCGCUCCCUGGCCACCGUGCGCUACAGCCUGGAGGGGCACUGUCGGGUCAGCCUGACCCCAGGUGGCCUGGAGCAGCCCCCCACUCUACACAUUCUGCCCUGCCGCACGGACUACGGCUGCUGCCGCCUUUCCAUGGCGGUGCGUCUCAUCCCUGCCGUCCAUCUGGGAGACGGGGUCUUCCUUGUGGCGCCACCACCGCAACCCUUGCCCAUUGGACCCCUGUCGGAGUUCCCGGAGGGCCUGCGCACCGAGGCACUGUGGGGUGUGAACACAGCGCGCCAGGAGCAGAAGCUCCUGAGCUGGCUGCAGGAACGGGCGCCUCCAGGUGCCUGCUACCUCAAGUGCUUGCAGUUGCUUAAGGCUCUGCGAGACCUGGGCGCCCGUGGGCUGGAUUCAACGGCUGCCACCCAGUGGGGACGCAUCCUGUCCUCAUAUGUGCUCAAGACAGUGCUGCUGGCAGUGCUGCUGCGCAAGGGGGCCCCUGCACAAGGCUGGCACGAGGCACACCUAGGCGAGUGCUUGGAGGAAUUGGUGCAGUUCCUCAGGGACUGCCUGUUGCGACGUCAUACGCUCUUCCACUGCGUCCUGGGCCCUGGUGGGGCCGCCGCCGAGGUGGGUCCCCUGCCCAAGGUACUGCGCGAAGCCAGCCCAGUUGACCUCCUGGCCGUUUUCGACGAGCACUCCCGGGAACUUGCAGCAGCGCGGUUGCUGUCCACGUGGCGAAGGCUACCCCAGCUUCUCCGGGCCUACGGGGGUCCCCGCUACCUUGCCAGGUGCCCUCCACCCCGGAGUCAGCGCACCCAGGGGUUUCCUGAAGGGGAACCGUAAACCCUGCAGCACCCCCACCUGGGCAGAUGCUCCUAAAUCCUCUCCCACUGAGUGGGGGUGGGGAUGGCAAUGAAGCCAGUUAAAUGCAAGAUUGCAGAAGGCAUUAGAAAACUUGGAAGAUGCCACAAGCUUUGGUGGCUUAAAUGUCACCCUCAUCUGACAAUCCUGUAUACUUAUGGCAUCUUCUUCACACCCACUAGUGUGUCCUGGGCGAGCUAUGGAAAACUGUGGAAAGGCUGUGGGCAAGCUAUGCAACUGCAGCCUCUAAGAGUUGGUCCAAAUGUUGGUUUGUGUGGGAUGAUUCUGUAGACGGAUCUAGCUUUUAGGCAAGUCCAGUGGAGGAAGCGAGUACUAGCCACAGGGAAAGUUCCUUCUCUCAGUUUUUAGACACAGAUCUCUCUGCCCAAAAAUUUUUUUAAAAACGAAUGUUUUUGACAUAACUACUUGCUAGGUACUGGGUUCCAGAUUGUUUUUAAAAAAAAAAAGCACCUGAAUCUUUAUCCACAACUGGAAUUAAAGUUCUGUUCUAGGGGUUAAUGUUCUCAGGAACAUAAUUUCCACUAUUCAAGUUAAUAUUAAUGUAUUUUUCAAAUGGUGCAAUCACAGGUGUUUGACAAGAUUGUCAAAAAUUAAGUCACACAUGUCAAGAGGCAAUCAAGAGUCGGUUAGAGACACUUCCAGAGCAAAUAGCACUUUAUUUUGAUCAAUUCUCUCCUUUUGUGGUAAUUGCUAGCACCAAGUGUUGCAUCUGAAAGGGAGGCCAGUUACAUUUAUUGUUAAGAAAUUUGCAGCCUCGAAAAACAUCCAACGUGCGUGCUUAACAUCCCUGCCGGCAGAAGCUAGGCUAUAUACCAGUCAGUCAACACCAGUUCAUUGAGCGCCCACUAUGUAUGAGCCAGGCACAGUGCAAAGUAGCCUUAAAGUACAUAUUCAAGACAGCGCUGGGUGAGGGCACAAAACGUGUUGAGUCUGGAGAAAGAUGUGUUUUAGGCUUUACCUAUAAAGGCGUUUGUCCAGGGCUUCCUGCUGGCUGGAGACAGAAACCUUUUUUGUUUUAAGGCUUUUGAGCAAACUCCUUUGCAAAGAGAUUUCUUUCUGAGCUUAAUGAGCUAAUAAUGGAAAGGAAAUGCCUGCUGCAGUGCCUCGCAUGUAGUUAGCGCUCUCAAUCAAUGCCAGUGAUGAUCAGUGCUUGGAAGGUUCUUCUCCCUUGCCCCGGCAGCCUCAUGUGGUUCCCUGAGGCUAACUUUGAGCUGUUGACUGAGCACAGGUCUUAAAAAACAUUUCACUUGUAGUUCAGUGUCUUGGGCUUUAUGCUUGAAGAUACUUACUCUGUGGUCAGUGGGCAGAGGAGACGGCCCUCGCUGGCAGUCUGCUCUUUUUUCUCAUUGGGCAUAAAUAUCACCAAGUUGGGGAGUUGGGUAUAUUUUGUAGCCAGGAGGAGUCCAUUCUGGAAUCUUUCCUGUCCUCCCAAAUUUCUAACGGCCCUCAAUUGCAGUUCAGAAUGGCCUAUCAUCUGCUUGCCUGAUUGGAAAUGCAGCCAGUCCCAGUGUUAUUGGGAUUUUUUUUUUUAAAAAACAAAGACAUGCACUUCCUUAGGCUCAUACUAGUAACUGGGAAGACAGAAAUAGCUAAGUGAAUAGGACCAUUGUUUAAUUUCUGAGCUGCUUUGAGGGAAUGCUAUAAACCUUUCUUUGGGGGACUCAUUUGGUCACUGGGAAAUCAUUGUGAAUAAAUGAUUUAUAGGGAAUCCUUCUCAUCAGAGCUGCGUAGACUUCCUAUAUAUAUCCUUUGCAACCUUGGACUGAAAGAGAAACAGCUGCAAAUGUGCUGUUUCGUUGAGGUCAUCUUGGGGACGGUUCCCCACAAAGGCCAUUCCUAGCUUUAGAGGUCAAUGUUAGGUCAUAAGGUACUGCACUGAGCUAAGGGAUCAGUCCAGCAACUUCCUGCGUAGAAACUGCACACUAUUUUUUUAAAUUAGUUUUUAAAAUAAAUGCCA